AUGUUCAAAUUGUUGUUAGUUUGUGUUAUCGCGUCAAUGGCUUCAGCUAGACCUGGUGGUUUAGGAUAUGGUGGCUACAGUGGUCUUGGCCAUUACGGAGUCCUGCCAGCAGCUACUAGUUACAGGGUUGAUGUUCACCAUACACCUGUAGUCGCAAAAACCUACGUUGCACCACUGGUCAGCUACAGUGCUCCCUUAGUAACCUCCUAUGGCUUGGGUCACGGAUACGGACAUGGUUUAGGAUAUGGUUAUGGUAUAGGACACGGUUAUGGUCUAGGUCACGGCUACGCAGGAUUGGGCCAUGGUUACUCUUUAGGAGGGUAUGGACAUGGAUGGUAA
Molecule: messenger RNA, 339 nt
Organism: Diabrotica balteata
Lineage: Eukaryota; Metazoa; Arthropoda; Insecta; Coleoptera; Chrysomelidae
Source: the annotation of a GenBank genome assembly